Anopheles coustani is the source of this 1802-nucleotide messenger RNA. It is a transcript of the gene DhpD, whose product is annotated as guanine deaminase. Gene Ontology annotation, cellular component: cytosol. The coding region runs from base 320 to 1705 and encodes 461 amino acids. Gene Ontology annotation, molecular function: guanine deaminase activity; zinc ion binding. Lineage: Eukaryota; Metazoa; Arthropoda; Insecta; Diptera; Culicidae. Gene Ontology annotation, biological process: guanine catabolic process. The record is from RefSeq and is a predicted model, not a curated record. The transcript has 5 exons.
UGUUUACUUUCAUGUGAUUUAUGCUUAAAGAAGUAAAAAGUAACAUUAAUAACGAUAACGUUGUUAUGUUUAAUUCACGCAAAAAGGUCUCCAGAAAUCACUAUUACACCAGGCACAUUCUCAGAUGAAACACUGCUGCAUUUCGUCAACGUCAACAUCAGCCACAACUUGCUUAGCCGGCAAUUUUUAUCAGCUCGUUACGCUUGUUAAUCAAGAGCUGUAAGCGAAUAGAACACGUUAUUUCCUAUCUCUUGUGCCUUUAGUUCAACAAGCGACGUUCAAUCGUGCGGUACAGUGAAGGUUUCAAUCACAAUCAACCAUGAAGCAAGUGUUCCUCGGUCAAAUUGUACAUUCCAAAUCGCUUGAGGAGUUGGAAAUUUACGUUGAUGGUUUCCUUGCAGUCAACGAUGGAAAGAUUGAAGCGAUUGGUGAUCGCUCGCAGCUAUCUUCCCUAUUGCCGGAGGCAGCCGAAUAUGCGAAAGUAGAACUUUCGCCAUCUCAGUUUCUGCUGCCUGGACUGAUCGAUUGCCACAUACAUGCCCCCCAGGUGCCAAAUAUUGGACUAGGGCUGGACAAACCGCUACUCGAGUGGCUCGAGUCUUACACUUUCCCACUGGAAUCAAACUAUCGUGAUGCUGCCUUCGCGGAGCGGGUGUACAAAUACGUGGUGAACAACACGAUUGUCCAUGGGACCACAACCGCGUGCUACUUCGCCUCGCUGUACACUGAAACGAAUAAAAUACUGGUGGACGAAAUGCUACGUCAGGGGCAGCGGGGUUUCGUCGGGAAGGUCUCUUCAAACCGUAUGUGUCCGGACUUUUACAUUGAAUCAUGCACCGAAAAAUCGGUGGAGGACAAUGUGGAUUUCAUCCGGUAUGUGAUGGCCAAGGAAAGCGAUUUGGUACGCCCGAUUGUUACGCCCCGGUUCGCGAUCACUUGCGACGAUAAACUCAUGCGUGCCUUAGCAUCGCUGGCCGAACAGUAUGAGCUUAACGUGCAGACGCACGUUUCGGAAAAUCUCGGUGAGAUUGAAACCGUCAAGCAGCAGUUCCCCAGUGCCCCGCAUUAUGUCGGUGUAUAUGAUGAGGUGGGACUGCUGACUGGGAAAACCGUACUAGCCCACGGGGUUCACCUAGAGGAUGCCGAGCUUGAGAUGCUCUCUGCCCGCGGAACGUCGAUUGCCCACUGUCCUAGCUCUAACACUAACCUCGGGUCGGGAUUUUGUGACGUCCGUCGGUUGCUAGAGGCACGGGUAAAGGUUGGUCUUGGCACGGACGUAUCGGGUGGCAGCGAUAUGUCCAUCCUGGCGGCGAUGCGUGCCGCGCUGGGUGUCUCGCAGCAUCUAAACUUCAUGAAAACGCAAAAUGUUAAAGGAACCGGACGAGUCGAGGGUGGAUCGGAUGGGCAGCAAAAACCCUACACACCGUUCAACUACAAUCAGGUCUUAUAUUUGGCCACUCUUGGAGGCGCGCAAGCACUAGCACUGGAUGCAAAAGUGGGAAACUUUGUAGCAGGCAAACAGUUUGACGCACUGCUGAUCGACACGGAGCCUCAACCGAUUGGUGGAUACCGCUUGCCCGAAGCGUUGACGAAGGAGAAAACUAAAACCCAGCUGCUGCUAGAGCUGGUUCAGAAGUUUGUCUACGUUGGUGACGACAGGAACAUCUUAAAGGUGUUCGUCGCUGGAAAGCAAAUCAAGCAAUAAGCAAUAAGUGUUGUGACUAUUCAUGAUGAUUUUAUAGCCAUAUACUGAUGUCGGUUCACUGUAACAGUUUUUUAAUCGACAAAAAAUAAAAACAACA